Molecule: messenger RNA, 1229 nt
Organism: Colletotrichum navitas
Lineage: Eukaryota; Fungi; Ascomycota; Sordariomycetes; Glomerellales; Glomerellaceae
Exons: 1
Coding region: 185-1129 (314 amino acids)
Source: RefSeq, a predicted model, not a curated record
AUGCAGCUCUCGACGCACCCAAACGGGGCUCCUCAUUCACGUCUACCAGACGACACAGUUAAUAAAUCAGGGCGCAUACAGUGACGCCUAUAUUAAAUAAAACAAGUCACUGAAGCCGCAUCGAGCCUGGCCUUCGGGACCCCUCUUUCUGUGUCGUCCCCCACACAUAUGCAGGACAGUCAAGAUGCCGAUGAACAAGAUGAAACCCGAGCACAAGACUUACUUUAUCCUCCGUAGUACAGACUACAAGCCCGAUGGCCUCAUCCAACUCGGCCAGCUCAUCGAGGACCCUUACACGCCCUACCGCCGCCUAGCGCCUCCCGUCAGGCCCCUCCCUGCAGAUGCCAUUCAUCUCUCUUUCAGGAACGACUGGACCCUGGACAAAUCCAAGGGAGCGGUCGGCGAACUCGGCGUCUUUGCGCAGUUCCUGGCCGUGAUCACCGCAGAGGCCUCGACCCACGCGUCCAACGAAUUCACGCAGUCGUGGAGCGCGGCCCAGCUCGAGACGGCAUUCCUCGAACUGGGAACGGACAAGGAAUCCGACUACGUCACUUCCAGCGUGCAGAAGGCGGCGGUGCAAAAGUGUCUCACGCGCGAGGGGUUCUUCAAGAAGAUGGUCCUCAGCAAGAAGGUCUUGUACAUGGUCACGGGUGUCAAGAUUGCGAGGAGGCCCGGCCAAGUCUCGUAUGGGGUGAGCAAGACGACUGGCGGUGCCGCGAAGCUGGGCGCAGACCCGGGGACCGGGGGGAUGGUCACGGCCGGCGUGCAGGGCGGGCUGGACCAGUCCAGCAGUAUCGUCGAGAGCAGCACGCCGGAUGACGAUUUCGUGUUCGCUUACAGACUCCGCAAGGUCCACGUCAAUUUCAGCAGCAACAAGUCCCUGCUGGGGAACGAUGUUUCCGGGGCCGAGUUGCACGGGCACGGUGCUGGGGGGGGCGGUAGUGAUACGAGCUCUGAGGAAGAGAGCGAUGAAGAGGUCCCGGAAGAGGUCAUUGUUGAUGUUGAUGAGCUCGACAAGGUCUUAGUUGAGAAGGAGGACUUUGGAGACUCUCUCCCUGCCCGAAACGAGAAGAUCGACAGUCUUGACGAAGUCGACGGUGGCGAGUGCUUAGUUAUAGUUGCAGAAUAGUAUCGCCAAAAGAAAGAGCUCUCUAGUAUCUGUACCCUUAGGCGAAGCCUCUGGUGCAGCUUUCCAAACUUGGAAUUGGUUAAACAACACUGUGCAGUCA